This is a messenger RNA of Zingiber officinale, 867 nucleotides long. Its product is annotated as mitochondrial import inner membrane translocase subunit TIM22-3-like. Gene Ontology annotation, cellular component: TIM22 mitochondrial import inner membrane insertion complex; chloroplast envelope. NCBI's taxonomy places the organism in Eukaryota, Viridiplantae, Streptophyta, Magnoliopsida, Zingiberales, Zingiberaceae. The transcript has 5 exons. Bases 99 to 710 code for a protein of 203 amino acids. Gene Ontology annotation, biological process: protein insertion into mitochondrial inner membrane; protein targeting to chloroplast. The record is from RefSeq and is a predicted model, not a curated record. Gene Ontology annotation, molecular function: transmembrane protein transporter activity.
CCGAUCAGCCCAGCCCACUCAUCAACCCUAAUCAGCGGAGGGCCGAUUAGCGCCCCGCUCGAUCGUAGGGGGCAGAGAGGGGAGCAGAGAAAGGGAGAAUGGCGAGCACGGGGGAGGCGUCUUCACCUGUUUUCGAUGGCGAACCAGCUGCCGAGGAGCCGAUCAAGAACACUGAUCCUAUCGGUCCUACGUCCGGCCCCGUAGUUUGCGUCGUGAGGUUCGCCGGGGACUCGCUUGCCGGAGGAUUCAUGGGAUCCAUGUUCGGUUAUGGUAAAGGUCUGAUGAGUAAAAAGGGUUUAGUAGGCUCUUUUGCUGAUGCUGGUGUUUCUGCCAAGACAUUUGCAAUUUUGUCUGGCGUGCAUAGUUUGGUUAGUUGCUUAUUGAAGAGAUUGCGGGGAAAAGAUGAUGUAAUCAAUGCAGGUGUAGCAGGGUGUUGCACUGGCCUUGCUUUAAGCUUUCCAGGUGCACCUCAGGCUUUGAUGCAGAGCUGUCUCACCUUUGGAGUAUUCUCAUUCAUCAUGGAAGGGCUUAACAAGCAGCAGCCCGCAUUGGCACUAUCUCUCGCUUCCUAUAACGACGGUGACAACAGGAUGAAGAGUCCGAUGAAUGUACUUCCUCCCUUCACUCUUCCUCUUCCACCCAAUCUUAUGAAGGGCUUUUCUACCUUCUGCAAGUGUUUGUCCAAGCCGGAUACUUUACCUGGUGAAUAAAAUGCAAAUUGGACAUUGCAUCCAAUUUCUUAUUUUUCCCUCUCUUUUUGUGCUCUUUAAGACUUCAGAGCUUGUAAAUGAAGAUCAAUAUUGGAGCCCCAGAGAAGUGAUGUAAUCAAUAUUUUUUGUAUUGAUUCUGCUGCCUGCUUUGCUGAUA